Dictyostelium discoideum AX4 is the source of this 4125-nucleotide messenger RNA. RefSeq lists its product as hypothetical. Bases 1 to 4125 code for a protein of 1374 amino acids. The transcript is spliced from 8 exons. Gene Ontology annotation, biological process: autophagosome assembly. Lineage: Eukaryota; Evosea; Eumycetozoa; Dictyosteliales; Dictyosteliaceae. The record is from RefSeq and is a predicted model, not a curated record.
AUGCAACCAAACAAUGGUUUCAACCUAAAGGUUGUUUAUGCAGAAAAUGGUUAUAGUUAUACAAUACCAGUAAACCCUUCUAUUUCAAUUGAAGAUAUAAAACAUUCAUUAGCCAAUGCAACAAAUCUUCACGUUAGUGACCAAAUUUUAUUAUCGGAUAAAACACAUAUAGCACCAAAAGGAACACUUGAAUCAUAUGGUAUUAUUAAAGAUAAAGAGAUUUAUUUAUAUAAUAGAAGAAUUUUAGAAAAUUUAAAAUUAAAACCAGAAGAAAUUGAAAUUUCAUUUAACGAAUUUAGAAAAAUUCCAAAAACUCAAGCACAAGGUUUACACGAACUUGAAACAUCACAAAAUUUAUUAAAUAAAUUAUAUGCUAUGGAAUAUUAUUUGAAUAAUCAUUUAAUUGGAAUAAAGUAUAUAAAGGACGAAUUUGAAAAAAGAUUAUUAAUAUGUCAAAAUUUCCAAAGUGAUAUUCACCAUCAAAAGAGAGCAUUAAAUGCUGCCAAUUAUUCAUUUUUUGAAUAUAGAGAAAAUUUAAUAAAGACAGCAAAUAAAUCAUUUAAAGAUUUUAGAAAUUUAUUACCAAAUUAUGAUUCAAUAUUAUCAUCAUUUGAAAUGGAUAUGAAUAAAUUGAAACAAAUUAAAUUACAUGACUCAUUGAGAACAAAUAAUUUAACAGUUUUAGCUGAUUGUAUACCAGAGGGUGCUUUUAGAAAUUGGUAUAAACAUUUAAAAGAAGAAUUUAGUAAAGUAAAAUUAAAAGUAUCUGAUACUGAAGGUCAAUUAGCAAUUUCAACAAAGAGUAGUGAUAUAGAAUUAAAAAAGUUUGAUGCUAUAAAUAUGAAUGAACUUUCAAAUAGAAUGUUAAUUUUAAAGGAACACUUUGAGAGAGUUAAAACAACAGCUCAAUCAUUUUCUUCAAAUAGCCUAUUAACAAUUUUUUUAUCAUUACUUUUAUUAGAUUAUGAAAAGAUUAAACAAACAUUAAGUCAAGCUAGAUCAAUGAAUGAUUCAAAUAGAUUAUCAUCAAUGUUAUUAGGGUUUUUAGAUAUAAAAAGACAACAAGACGAAAGUUUUAAUUUUUGCUCAAAUAAUCAAACUGCAUUUGAUGCAAUAACUUAUAUUUAUCAAACAAAGAAUUUUAUGAAUUCAAAUGUAUAUAGCCAUUUAAGAUCAAUUUCAAAGUUUCAAAAUAAUUUAAGUAUUUUAAAAGAUUUAAUUUCAAAUAGUAAUGAUAUGAUUUAUCAUUUUCAAGUUGAUUUCAUUCAAUUGGAAAUCAUUCAUAGAUUACCACAAACCUAUGAAGAGUCAUUGAAUGAAAUUGGUAGAAGAAAGAAAUUUGGUAAUACAUUAACAACCUCAUUCAAUAGAUUUAUUGAAUCACUUAAAAUGAUUAAAGAUGAUGAGAAUCAAAAGAGACAAAUAUUCUUUGAUCAAUACCUUAAAUAUAUACCAAUUAAUUCAUUCAAUGGUUUAAAAGAAAAUAUACCAGAUUUUAAUUUUAAUUUACCACCAAUUGAUACAAAUCUACCAAAUUUAGGAAAUAGUUUAGUCAAUAAUAAUAAUAAUAAUAAUAGCUUAGGUAGCGGAUUUAGUGGUGGUAGUGGUGGUAGUAAUGGUUCAAAUGAAGAUGAUGGUUUUACUGUUAUUGAUAAUUUAACUGAUAAUUUUAAUAAUAUUUUUAUGAAUAAUAAUAAUAAUAAUAAUAGUGGUAGCAAUGACAAUAAUAAUAAUAAUAAUAAUAAUAAUAAUAAUAGUAAUAGUAGUAGUAAUGGUAGUAAUAAUAAUAAUAAUUUUAAUAAUAGUUUAAUUAAUAGUAAUAUAAAUAAUAGUAUUAAUAAUCUUGGUACAAAGAAAUUAUUAAAUGAUUUAGAGAAAUCACAAUUUGAAAAACAACAAUUAGAGAUGAAAUUACAAACUACCUUUUUAAUGGCAUCAAAAACUGAAGAGAAAUAUAAGGAUCUAUUAGAGAAAUCAAAGAUUUUCAGUGAAGGAUAUUUAGAGAAACAAAAUGAUGAAGUAAAGAGAAUUGAAGAGUUAAAGAAAGAAUUAGAGGAAAAGAAAAGAGAGAUCUCAUUGUUAUCAAAUGAAUUGGAAAAAGUAUCAGAGGAUAAAUUAGCAAAUCAACAAAUCAUCGUCCAAUUGCAUGAUGAAAAAACCACAUUAACCAAUGAGAUUGAAUCAUUAAAUCAAGAGAUUGAAAAACGUAAAAAAACCAUUGAUGACUAUCAAUCUGAACUUCAACUUAAAGAGUCAACCUAUAAAGAACAAAUGUCAAGUGCUGUCGGAGAUUUCAAUGAAAAGAAUAAUGAAAUUGAAAAAUUACGUCAAGAGAUUAUAAAAUUACAAGAUACAAUCGAUUCAUUACAACAAAAGAUUUCAAUAUUAGAGUUGGCCAAUGAAGCUAGUCAAAAGGAGAACGAACAAUUGGUUGUAAAGAAUGGUCAAUUAGAGUUAACAAUUGAUGAGUUAAAUUUGAAAUCCAAUGAUUUAUUAGCUCUUAUUACGAAAUUAAAAAUGGAGAAUGAGUUGGCAUUGGAGGAAUUAAGACAAACUCUUCAACAUAUCUCUGAUGAAAAUCAAACUUUAAAGGCUGGUUCAACUUCACAAUCGGAUGAAUUACUUGUAAAAACUAUGCAUUACAAUGAAACCAAUAAGAAAUUACAAGAUGAAAUUAAAGAUUUAACCAAAAAUGGUGAGUCAUUAAUUCAACAAAUUAAAUCAUUACAAAAAGAUAUCGCUCAAUUAAAUGAAACCAAUGAAACAUUAACAACAAAAAAUAAGGAUUUACAACAACACACCGAGUCAUUAGAGAAGGAGAUAAUCGUAUUAAAAGAUUCAAAUUUAGAUAAAGAAAAACUAUUAGAUCUAUUACGUAAAGAGAAUGAAAAAUCCGAUCAAACCUCAAGUGGUAAUAUUAAACGUGUUGAAGAAUUAAUGAAAGAAUUGACCAUUAGUAAAAAUCUAUUCAUUGAAAUCAAUCAAUCAAAAGAUUCAUUACAGAGAGAGAUCAUUGAUUUAAAGAAUAAAAUUGAAAACGAUAAAAAGAUAUUUCAAGAACAAGGAAAUGAAGUUGAAAAAUCAAAUGAAAAAAUCACUGAACUCAAUGUAUCACUCGAUAGAAUCACUAAAGAGAAUUUAAAUUUCAAAGACACUGUAAAUAAAUUAACAAUCAAUAAUUCAAACCUUGAAAAAGAAGUUGAUACUCUAAAGUUUAAAAACAAAGAACAACAAGAAAUCGCUUUGAAAAUGAAAGAAUUAUUUGUACAAUUAGAGACAAAGAACGGUCAAUCUCUACAAGAGAUCAAAACAAAAGAAAACGAAAAUAAUAAUUUGAAAUCAGAGGUUCAAACAUUGUUAUUGGAAAUGGAAAAAUUAAAAGGAUUCGAUGAGAAAAAUUCAAAAGAACUUCAUGAAUUACAAAAUUAUUUCAAUGGAUUAGAGGAAGAAAAUGAUAAAUUGAAAAAAGAAAAUAAAGAACAUCAAGUAAACAUUCAAUCAUUAAAAGAAAACAUAAAGAAUGAAAAGAGUAUGCAUAAGAAAGAAAUGGAAACUUUGGCUGAAAAGGAGAAAACAUUGGAAGAAAGAGAGAAGCAAUUGAUUGAAAAGGAUAAGAUCAUCGCAGAUUUACGUUUGAAAUCUCAACAAUCCAAUUUAAUGCCAGAGGUUCAAUCACUUAGAAAUGUUAUUUAUGAACUAACAAAAAUCAUCAAUCCAAGUGCAAAGGAACCUAUGGAUGGUAAUUCUAUCGUUAACUAUGUAAAUAAGAUUACCAUCGAACAAAUGUUACAAAAUCAACAAUUGUUAGAGCGUGUUACAACCUUGGAGAAUCAACAAGCAAUUGAACAUUCACAAAGUGCAUUACUCUCAAAUUUCACUCAUGAUCGUAUUGCCAUUUUCCAUAAAAAUAAAAAUGGUUUCUAUGAAGCUAUUAAUAUUGAUUCUCCAAAUUAUUUCCUUUCACAACUCUCAUAUGAUCAAUACACUCAAGAAAUGAAAAAUGCUUCAAUUAUCUUUGGUACAAUCAUUAAUAUUGAUACUAAAAUCGCUGGUGAUUCUGAAUCAUUUGGAUGUUUACCUGGUACUGAAAUUUGUGAAGUUUUAAUUAGUAAAUUAGAAAAUUAA